AUGACCAUGUAUCAGCCGAGUUCGAGUACACAAUUACCAGAAGUUGACCGCUUGAGGUAUCCCAUUCGUCGUCCAAUUCCAACAAUGAAGUCCUACAACUUGGCGAGAAAGCAUACCCCUCAAAGAAUACCCACGUUCUUGGGCAGAGCAUCAAGCUGGUCGAAUACGCUGGGUUCUGGUGUUUCUAGCUCGAUCUCCCUUGGUAGCAUUGAUGAACUCCGAAGCAACUCCUUCGUCUCAACUCAGCAGCGCGUCUUCAGCGUGCCUACUAUUCCAUCUCGACGAUCAUCUCUGCCGGUUUCACCUUGCUUGACACCAAAACGGUCUCCACGAACGCUCAGCGUCUGCAAUGUUGAGGACAUGAUCAACCUGAGUCAGCUGCGGGAUGUUCCAAUGUUUGUGGACAUCCAGAAGGGACAUGAUGUUGAUUUCAUCUUCCCUUCUUCAUCGAGUAUGGACACGCCCUCAAUCUCUUCACGAAGGCCGUCCAUAGGUUCCAAAGCGUAUUCCUAUCGUGCUCUACGAGAGAAAGAGUCAAAAACACCACUACUUGUGCGGUCGUCAAGCAUCAAGAACGGAUAUGCGGAGUUUCGUGGCAACGAAAAAAUCCCGCUGUUUGUUCCUUCCCGAAUCAUAAAGCCAGCUGCUGGCACGCUUAUGAUCCCAGAACGCCAAAGCUCUCGGUCAUCUCCUGAUACGAGACUCGGGGUUGAAGAUGCGGCACAGGAUAGUCACUCUGAUCGACAAGAGAAUCAUUCCAAGGAAGCACUCUCCGAAGCAUCUGAUUGGUCCACUACUGUACAGUUUGAAGCACCUAAACAGGAGAUGUUCCGAGCAAAACCAGAAAGUAUGUUACCAGAUCCGUGCUUGGACAUCAAGCAGGGGUUUGGCCUUGAGCGUGGCACAUCAUCAGCGAAUCGCAAUGAAAUACACGAUAAUGUCAGACCCUUAGGUCCAUAUGAGGCCAAGGACACAGCAGCGGGUUUCACAGACCGAGUCCGAGUGCAAGAAGUCAUGGCCCACUACACUGAAAGCCAAGUAAGCACUGUUUACGUACUAUAG
Molecule: messenger RNA, 1062 nt
Organism: Endocarpon pusillum Z07020
Lineage: Eukaryota; Fungi; Ascomycota; Eurotiomycetes; Verrucariales; Verrucariaceae
Exons: 2
Coding region: 1-1062 (353 amino acids)
Source: RefSeq, a predicted model, not a curated record